Messenger RNA from Exophiala viscosa, 914 nucleotides. Its product is annotated as ankyrin repeat-containing domain protein. The coding region runs from base 83 to 877 and encodes 264 amino acids. The record is from RefSeq and is a predicted model, not a curated record. The transcript has a single exon. Gene Ontology annotation, molecular function: protein binding. NCBI's taxonomy places the organism in Eukaryota, Fungi, Ascomycota, Eurotiomycetes, Chaetothyriales, Herpotrichiellaceae.
CUCCACUUGUCAUUGUUACCGAGCGCAAACAAAUUGACCAACUCGACCGUUUUUGAAGAUAUCUGUGGCUCAAUUGCGCUUGAUGCCUUUGACGAGCGAGCUUAUGGUCGAAUGCGACGAGAAUCAUCUCCAAGACCAAAGAAUGAAUGUGGCUCAUCAAAAACAUAACCAAAGCAAGCACGCAUCAAGACUUCAUGGAAAUAGUCUGGACUCGGUCGACGCAAAAGCCUUGUGUAUUGCUAGCAGAGAAGACUGGGACUUGCCAGCGGCCAAUUCGACACUACUCACUAGCUAUGGUUUCAAGCUCUCGACUGAUCUGCAUUUGCAUCACUGCAGCCGAUCGUGGGCAUCCUAUAGCUUGGAGUCUAAUGAAGAUCGAGAGUCUACUCAUGAAAAGAAAGCCAUCUUAUGGGCAGCCGCCAAAGGCGAAUCCCAAACGAUGGCAUUCUUGCUUGCUCAGACCCCUUCCGACUUGUCAUUUAGGAACUGCUAUGGUCAGACCGCUCUAUCCCUUGCAGCCGAACACGGGCGUCGGGAUACCAUGCAGCUUAUACUGGCACGGGCCAAUGUGAACGUCAACGACUGGGAUAUUGAUGGUCAAACUCCGCUGGCGUGGGCCGCUUUCCAUGGACAUUUCGACCUAGUUGAGAUGCUAUUGGACCGAGACGACCUUAACGCCAAUACCAAAGAUGUUGAUGGCAAUACGCCGCUCGCUUGGGCUGCCGCGAAUGGUCAUUAUGCUAUAGCUGAACAAUUGCUGGAGCGAUUCGACGUUGAGAUUUGCCCUGUUAAUUUUUGGGGAGAGACGCCGCAAGAUCUGGCCAAUGGAAAUGGCCACAACAGAAUAGUGAGGCUGCUUAGAAUGUGGAGCAGUUAGGAGAGGCAUGAUGGUCUUUCAAAGCUGAAAAUUUUCC